This is a messenger RNA of Racocetra persica, 129 nucleotides long. Lineage: Eukaryota; Fungi; Glomeromycota; Glomeromycetes; Diversisporales; Gigasporaceae. The record is from the annotation of a GenBank genome assembly.
UCCUUACUGUAGAUGUUUUUGGUCUUGUUGUUGAUGGGCCUGUAGUUGCCUCAGCUUAUAUACUUGCUGUUGUUUCUGCUGGUAUUCUUGCUGUUGUUGCUGCUAAUAUUCUUGCGGUUGUUGCUGCUA